Molecule: messenger RNA, 524 nt
Organism: Paramecium octaurelia
Lineage: Eukaryota; Ciliophora; Oligohymenophorea; Peniculida; Parameciidae
Source: the annotation of a GenBank genome assembly
AUGUAUACACGCUUAGGCAACAGAGCAUUAAGAAGCUCAAAUUUAAUUGAUAGGUAUUCAAAGUAGCAUUGAUAAAUAGAGAGCAUAGUAUAAGGAGUAAGAUAAGAUAGAGAAAAAUACUAAGCAAAUCUUUUCUUAUAUAUAAUUUGUUAUAUAUUUAUAAAUAUAAUUAAAUAAUUAUAAUUAAAGAUGGGAUAAACUUAGGGCUCUAAGUAUUAUAAUAAUGCUGACCAAAUUUUGAUUUGCACUCUUUGUCGUGAAGAAAAGCCAUAACAUCAUUUUCAUUGUGGAAAGUGCAGAAAAAAAGCACUGAUAUGUUUUGGUGCUACAUUUGGUUUUGGAAUUUUAGCUAUUGUAACAUCAGUAGCAUAAUUAAGCGAUGGAUGGAGAAUUAUUCUGUCUAUCCUUAUGGCACUUUCAUUUUUUGGUGGCUGUUAUUUUUGUUAAAGUAAACUCACCACAGGAACAAUCAGAUAAUAUGUAGAAAUAUAUGAUUGAUAUUAUUUGUUUAACAUUGAAUUGCC